AUGUCGACGUCUGGAACUCUGAGCACUUACUACGUGGAUUCUCUCAUUCUCCCGGAGAGCGAACCUGACGUGUCGUGUACGCCGCGAUACAGCUCCGCUGCCGGGCUGCACCAUUCACGGCAGACGGCCUCCUCUGGCUCUCUGCAUGAGCACACUGACUUGAGCUCCAAAGGCGCGCUGUUUGCAGCUCCCUGGAGCCAUGUUCCGACGCAGUUCCCCAGCUCUGUUUCCUCCAUGUACCCCCACCACCACCCUCACGCUCACCCGCACUACGGACAUCCACAGGGGCCGCUGAGCUCGGACUCGGACCCCCGCUAUCAGCCAUGGCUCCUAGAGCCCAUGUCUGCCGCUGUGCCCAUCAGCAGCAUCAGCAGCCUCGCUCCCACGCACCACUACGGCCACAUAAAGCCAGAGGUGGUCCGCAGCGGAGCGGACAGCGGCACACACACCCUGCUCCUCUCAGACUACGCCAACGGGACCGUGGCCACGGCGUCUCCUGCGGACGACAAGGACGCACUGGGCGGACAGGCAGCGCACGAGCAGAGCGGGGACACGGAGGACAAAGCAGGCCUCGACCCGAAUAACCCCGUGUCUAACUGGCUCCACGCAAGCGCAACUCGGAAAAAGCGCUGUCCCUACACAAAGCACCAGAUCCUGGAGCUGGAGAAGGAGUUCCUCUUCAACACUUACCUGACCAGGGACCGACGCUACGAGGUGGCCCGGCUGCUCAACCUCACGGAGAGACAGGUCAAGAUUUGGUUCCAGAACCGGCGCAUGAAGAUGAAGAAGUUUAACAAAGACGGUCCGCCCAAGGAUGAAUGA
This is a messenger RNA of Knipowitschia caucasica, 822 nucleotides long. The record is from the annotation of a GenBank genome assembly. NCBI's taxonomy places the organism in Eukaryota, Metazoa, Chordata, Actinopteri, Gobiiformes, Gobiidae.